Molecule: messenger RNA, 948 nt
Organism: Monodelphis domestica (gray short-tailed opossum)
Lineage: Eukaryota; Metazoa; Chordata; Mammalia; Didelphimorphia; Didelphidae
Product: olfactory receptor 52B2-like
Biological process (GO): G protein-coupled receptor signaling pathway
Cellular component (GO): plasma membrane
Molecular function (GO): G protein-coupled receptor activity; olfactory receptor activity
Source: RefSeq, a predicted model, not a curated record
AACAUGAUGGAUGUCAAUGACACCAUCUUCCAUCCUGCUGUGUUUGUUCUGCUUGGCAUCCCAGGCCUAGAGAGGUACCACAUGUUGAUUUCCAUUCCCCUUUGCUUUAUGUAUGCAACUGCAGUGUUGGGGAACAGUGUCCUGAUUCUGGUCAUUGUCACUGAGCGCAGCCUCCAUGAGCCCAUGUACAUGUUUCUCUCCAUGUUGGCUGGCACUGACAUUCUACUCUCCACUACCACUAUACCCAAAGCCUUGGCUAUCUUCUGGUUCUGUUCCCGGGACAUCACCUUUGAUGCUUGUGUAGCUCAAGUCUUCUUUGUCCAUGUGAUGUUUGAAGGGGAAUCAGCCAUCUUGCUGGCCAUGGCAUUUGAUCGAUAUGUAGCUAUUUGUGACCCACUGAGAUAUUCAGUAAUUUUGACAUUGCCUGUUGUGGGGAGAAUGGCUUUAGCCAUUGUUGUUCGGAGCUUCUGCAUCAUCUUCCCUGUCAUUUUCCUGCUAAAGAGAUUACCCUUCUGUAGGACCAAUGUGAUUCCCCAUUCAUACUGUGAGCACAUUGGGGUGGCUCGACUGUCCUGUGCUGACAUCACUGUCAAUAUAUGGUAUGGUUUCUCUGUACCCAUGGUUAUAGGGAUCACUGAUUUGGUACUCAUUGCAGUGUCCUAUACCCUGAUCCUCCGUGCCAUCUUUCGGAUGCCCUCUCAGGAUGCCAGACACAAGGCCCUCAGUACCUGUGGCUCCCACAUUUUUGUCAUCCUCACAUUUUACUUCCCAUGUGUCUUCAGUGUACUGACUCACCGUUUUGGACACAAUAUUCCACUCCAUGUACACAUUCUAUUUGCGAACCUCUAUGUGGUGAUGCCUCCCAUGCUCAAUCCCAUUGUUUAUGGGGUGAAGACAAAGGAGAUCAGAGAGGCUGUGACCCACCUUUUCAUCAGAAUCAAGAAAUGA